AUGGUGUCGUACCGGUCGGUGCUUCAGACGGUAGAGGCGGCACUGGGGCCUGACGGCCGGCGGGGCAAGCAGCUGACGGCGGCACAGCGCGGCGACCUCUUUUACGCGCUCUCUCUCGUCGAAGAUGACCUCAGGAACCUGCUGGUGAAGAAGCCCCGGGACGAGCAGCAGCGCGCGCAGGUGCGCAGCAAGGAGGUGCCGCUGCCGGACGGCCCUCCCGCUGUGCUCGACGCCAAGGACGUGCAACUGGCGCUGCAGCUGAGCGAUGCGUUUGGCAUCAACGAGGUGGACUGUGUGGCGCUGCUCGUGGCAGCACACCACGAGUGGGGCAUAGCAGGGCGGGCGGACAGUGACGUGGUGCGGCUGGCAGCAGGGCUGUGGUUCACAGAGAGGCGGGCGCUACUCUCCACGCUCUUCCUCCUCCUCAAGGUGCCAGUGGUGGGCGGGUGGGUGACAGCACCACAGACCCCGUACUGCUCGACCCCAUGCACCGCUACCUGUUCUCACUCCCCAACUGUCAACCCACUGUCGCCCCCCUCUCCUUCUCCCCCCCACAUUCUUCUCCGCCCACGUUCCUCCCCGUCACAUUCUUCCCCUCCCACACUCUCCCCCACCCCCCCUUUCCCUCGCAUGCAGGUGGCAGUGGUGAGCGACAGCACCACAGACCCGCUACUGCUAGACCACGUCCGCCGCUACCUGCACUCGCUGCUCCAAUCAGGCCUCACCGCCCGCCUCUUCCGCCUGCUUCGGGAGCUCAACCGACCCGACGCCGCUGGUUCGGGCUCCCCGAGCCUAGCUCUCGUGGUGGCGGGGGCCGCCCCCCCUGCUGGAGCGUCGCCUGUGGCAGGGGGAGGGGAGGGGGGAGGGGGAGGCGGAGGAGGGGGAGUGGACCCCAAGGAGGCCAAGGAGCUCCUCCAGAUGUUGCAGGAGCACGACAGAUCAGCUCCUCACCUUCCUCCAUACCCGCUGUGUUACCCCAAGGAGGCCAAGGAGUUAUUCGAGCUGCUGCAAGAUGCCGCCCGUGACUGGUCCGCCGCUGCUGCUGCCUCCUCCUCGCCCUCGUCCACCGCCCUCGCCCUUCCCCCUAUCCCCGCGCCCUUCUCUCUCCCUGCCGCUCCCUCACCCGUGCCCACCGUCACCUCCGUAGCAACUGCCAGCACGGCAACAGCAGCGGUGGCGCUGCACAUCACCUACACGCUCAUGUUCGCGCUGCUGCACGCCCUGCUCUCCGACUCUCUCGCCUCCCCCUCCUCCGCCGCUGCCUCCGCUGCUGGGGGGCCUGGAGGGGCGGCUGUGCCUUCUGCUGCCGCCCCUGCGUCCCCUUCUGUCUCUUCAGCCCUGCCUGCUGUGCUCGCGCCCAAUGAGGCGUUUCGGAAGGAGUUCAGCCGAUUGGUACUUAAGACAACACCAUCCCCCACUGCCCCUUCAUCCUCCCACGCACUCGUCCCAUUCCAAUCCGGCCCGCACUCCCUCCCCCCUCAGCCCUCCCCCUCUGCCUCCACCUCCUCCCCACCCACCUCCUCGCCCCUCACCCCCCCUGCCCCUGAUGACGUCAUCUCUGUCAUUCGCCUCGCCUGGGCCGUGUUCCUCGCCAACACCAGCACUCUUCCAGCCUUCUCCGCCCCGAGUCUCUCCCCCUCCCGAACCUCCGGCCGAGGCUCGGUUGCAGCGGCAGCCCUGGCAGCAGGAGGCUCGGGAGAGGAGGUGGUUGGGGAUGAGGUGGCAGUGGCUCGGGAGUGUUUAAAAGACGAGACUUUGUUAAGUGCCACGACGCUGCUGCUGCAGCAUGUGAUGUCAUCUGCUGUGUUUGAAAACGACGAUGAGGAUUUAACGUUCACUUACAUGGUCUACACCCACAAGCUCCUCUCGUCUUUCUUCCUCCAGCCAAUCACGCGCGAGCGAAUCCGGGAGCUGCGCCACGCCUCCCUCUCCCUCCCUUUCCUCCCCGCCACGUCAUCUUCCGGCCGUCCAGCUCACGCUGACGUGGACAAGGCUGCGCGCUUAGCUGGCGCGUACCCCCACAGCAUGGGGCGCAGCGUGGCUCGGAGUUUAGAGGAGGAGGAUGAGCGAGAGCAGAGGCAGCAGCAGAGGGAGGAGGCAGAGGCACAGGAACAGGUGGCGGUGAGGGGUAGGGCGUAUCUGGGGUUGCUGCAGCUGGUGGGGGCGGUGUAUGCGCGCCAGCCGGAGCUGAUGGCAGGAGGCGGCGUGCUUUGGCAGUUUGUGAUGUACGUAGGCGAGGAGCAUAGAGGGGCGGCGUCACUGGUGGCGUUUCUGAACCUGCUGGCACAGCUGGCCACAGGAGAGGAAGGUUCUCGGCAGGUUCAUGAGCUCAUGAAUGGGCGGCAUCUGCGGUCUGUCAGCUGGCAUGCGCUGAUGCAAUCAUUGCAGGCAUAUGACGAUCGCCUGCGCCAAGCCUUCCAGGACCCCUCCCUACCAUACCACCAGCACCACCAUCACCACCAGCAGCACCACAGCGCCCUCUUCCCCCCAGAGGACGCGGCAGUGCUGGAGGCAUACCUCAUGUGUCUGCACCAGGUGCUGCGCCACUCGCCCCCGCACCUGCGCACGCGCCUCUUCUCCGACGCCUUCUUUGACGCGCUCUUCCGCCUGCUCCCCCACGCCGCCGUCCCCCCCGCCCUCAAGGGCGCCCUCCGCUCCGCCAUUGCUGCCUUCCUCGGCGCCCCCGCCACCGUUGCUGCGCUUACCACCUCCACCGCCCCUGCUGCUGGGGUCACCACAGCAGCUGUUGGUUUCAGUGGUGCCAUGGCAGCAGGAGCGGCUGCUGGUGCUGCUGGUGGAGGGGCGGCAGCAGGGGAUCUGAUGGCACUGGCGGCAGCAGCGGCGGGGCUGACGGGGGCGGCGGCGGCAGCGCUGGCAGCAAGGACGUGGGCGCUGGAGGAAUUUUACGAUCUGCCGCCCUCGGCUUCUGCAACCAUGGAGGAGCAACAGCGCCGCACUACAGCGCCGUACGACAUGGGCAUGGAGCUGAGCGAGGUGGAGGCGAGGGUGGAGGAGUACCCCUCAACGCUCUCCUACCUGCGCCUGCACAACACACUGCUCGCCCUCGACCCCCUCUCCCGCCCCGCCAGGUUCCUCGACUAUUUCCGGUUCGUGACCAGCAGUGUGUUUGUGCCGUACACGCGCCGAGUGUACGCGCGGGCAGACGAGAUGUGGCAGCUGCUGCUCGCCUCACUCUCCCUCUUCCACCUCUCCCUCCUCCUCCUGCACCGCUCCCCCCUCCCCUCUGCACCGCCUCUCACCGCCCUCUCUGCUGCCUCCUCCUCGUCGGGCAAUGGGCUGCUGCCAGCUGGUGCCACACCGGGGCUGCUGCUGAUGAAGGACUUCCUAUCAGCAGGCCCAGCGCUGCGCAACAUCAUCGCCAUCAUCACAGCGGGCCCAGAUGCCCUUCUAGAGGAGCGUGCGCUGCGCCCGCAGGCGCUCUCAUUCGCCCUAGAAGACACCGUUGCUGCCUGCCUGCGCCUGCUGCUCCUCGCGCUCACCCUCGACCAAUCCCUGGCCGACACCUGGCAGCCCGCCGUGCGCCCGCUGCACCUCGUGCUCGCGGAUGACGUGGCGCUCGUGACAGCUGUCAUGUCCUUCGUGCGCUACCAGCCGUCGGAUGCCAUCCAACGGUCGGCGAUCGAGCUCACAAGCGUCUUCAGUGCGCGUGGCGUGCCACUUGUCGCGAUGGCAUUGGAGGCGGGCAUGGUGCAGCGAUUGGUGGAGGACUUUGCAGAGUGCCUUGACGUCAGCGCCAGCACCGUGACUGUACAGGGCGUUGCUGCUCAUGGUGACGCUGCUGGCGUGGGUAAGGAUGGUGGAGGAGAGGAGGAGGAAUGCGGGGAGGAGAGCGAGGAGACGGACUGUGCCACGCUCAUUCUCCAGCUGCUGCUGGCGUCGCUAAGAAGGCAGCGGCCCACACUGGCGCACAUGCUGCUGGGCUUUGAUGUCGACAGGCCGCUCGCUGCCUCCCUGCUGCAGCCCAACCGCCGCUUCAGCGCCCUCCGCAUUCUCCUCGACCUUGUGCUCUCCACAGGAGCAGACGCCGACUCCGACCAAUCAGACGCCACCGCACCGCCACGUGUCAGCCUGCGGUUGGCGCGCCUGCGGGAGAUGAGCGUGCGAGUGCUGUACCACCUAGCAGCAGACCCCGCCACGUCAGCGCCCACAGCAGUGCUGCUGCAGGCAAAGCCGCUGAGCUUCUUUGCUCCGCUGCUCUCCUCCGCACUCUCAGCGCCUCUUCCUCACCGCAGCAGCUGCCCCGGCCACCGCGUGGCGGCCCUGCACGAGCGUGCGUGGCUGCUGAAGCUGCUGGCGCUGGCCCUCCACACAACGCCCCCUGCCCCGCACGCCCACAAGCACCACCACUCCCACCAUGCCGCCCACUCUGCCACCGCCGGGCGGCAGCUGGAGAUCUGCCGGCAGAUUAUGUCGGCACUGUUCAUGGCAGACGGGGGUGUGGGGGGGGCAGAGGAAGUGGGGGAAGGGGGGAAUGGUGCGCUGGUGGUGUGGGGAGGAGGGGAGCAGCAGGCAGAGGGUGUGAGGGGAGGUGUGCUGGGGGCGACUCAGCUGUUGGAGUUGUUCCUCUUCGCCCUGCCGGACGUCGCCCCCAGCUUCCCGCCGCACAUCGCUGCCGUGCACCAGCAGCUGCAGCUGGAGGAGCUGCUGGGGACAGCAGCAGGAGUGGCGGAGGGGGGCGUGUUUGAAGUGAAUGAGAGGGGCGACCGCCUUGUGGACCUGCGUGCUCUCUCACACAUCCUCACCCACAGGUUUGCCUUGCUGGAAGCACAGCGAGGUCCGGGAGCACCGUUUCUCCCAGGCCCUAACCUGGGGGUGGCAGGCUCGGCAGCAGGUUCGGCAGAGGUGCGGCAGGAGGCAGUGAGGGAGGCGUUGAGGUUCGUGUGGCGGCGCAACCGAGUGGAGGAGGAGGCAGCAGCGCAGCAGCAUGUGGCUCUGGCGUGGGCACAGCUGCUGCAAAUGGCUCUCUCCAGAAGAUUUGAUCUGCUGCCACCACAUGCCAGGCUGGAAGCCUUGCUGCAGCUGCUCUCCGCGUGUCUGAGAGCCAUCGCUGCACCUCACACUCCCCUCACCCUCGCCAAGCCCAUCUCCCAGGUGGUCCUAGUGGCAUUCCUGCAGCUGCAGCACCUCUCCUCCUCCUCCUCGCCCACCUCCAUUGACACUCCCUCCUCUGACGACGCGGGCGAGGUGACGUGGAGCGACGUGAUUGGCCACUCGUCCCUCUCCGACACAAGCAGCAGGGAGGGGCUAGGAGGCGGGGCAGGGGGUGGGGGGGCAGGAGGAGGGUUGAGUGGGCGGCGGCAGGAGGUGAGUGGGCGGCGGCAGGAGGUGAGUGGGCGGCAGGAGGAGGUGAGUGAGCAGCAGGAGGAGGUGAUUGGGCGGCAGGAUGAGGUGAGUGGGCGGCAGGAGGUGGGUGGGUGGCAGGCGGGGUUGAGUGGGGAGCUGGGAGGAGUGAGUGGGGGGCAGAAGGAGAUCACCUCUCUCCCUCACAUUCACUCUCCACUGUCCCUUUCUCCUCCAACCCCUUCCAUCUCCAUCCUUCCAUCAAUCGCCACCCUCUCCCCCUUCUCCCCCUUCCCUUCCCCCUCUCUCCCCCCCUCUCCCCGCUUCCCAUCCCUCUCCACCCCCCUUCUAUCCCCCGCCAGGCUCUACACGUCACUCCUCACCUUCCUCGCCAUCUGUGCGCGCCGCUUCCGCAGUGCUGACGUGGACAUCUCGCCAGCUGUCAUGGCCGUCAUUCUCAAGGAGCUGCCCGGGGAAGAAGCUUCCUCCGACCGCUCCCUUGAUAUGGUGCGCUUGCUCGUGGGUGUUGGUGGGGUGGAAAGGGAGGGUGGAAUGGGGGGAGGUGGGGUGUUGGGAAGGGAAGAGACCUCCUCUGACCGCUCCCUGGAAAUGGUGCGCUCGUGGGUGAUGGUGGGGGGGUUGGGUUAG
Molecule: messenger RNA, 5949 nt
Organism: Closterium sp. Naga37s-1
Lineage: Eukaryota; Viridiplantae; Streptophyta; Zygnematophyceae; Desmidiales; Closteriaceae
Source: the annotation of a GenBank genome assembly